Messenger RNA from Coregonus clupeaformis (lake whitefish), 1211 nucleotides. RefSeq names its product DBH-like monooxygenase protein 2 homolog. Lineage: Eukaryota; Metazoa; Chordata; Actinopteri; Salmoniformes; Salmonidae. Gene Ontology annotation, biological process: norepinephrine biosynthetic process; octopamine biosynthetic process; dopamine catabolic process. Gene Ontology annotation, molecular function: copper ion binding; dopamine beta-monooxygenase activity. Gene Ontology annotation, cellular component: secretory granule membrane. The record is from RefSeq and is a predicted model, not a curated record.
AGAUAGCUGUUUCUUUGGGAUUGUUUGUCUCUGGUUGACAGAGUAUGAUUCCGCUAUUCCUCUCCCUGCUCCUGGCUUGGACUCCAGGGACCGGGGCACAGCAGGACACCCUUAUGCCCUUCAUGGCGCACCUUGACUCGGACAACAAUGUCAACCUGAAGUGGGGGUUCAGUGAAGUCCAGGGCACCAUCACGUUCCAGCUGACUGUGAAGACCACUGGCUGGGUGGGAUUCGGGUUGAGCCCAAAUGGAGGCAUGGCUGGAGCGGAUAUCGUUAUUGGCGGUGUCGGACGUAAUGGCAACUACUUCAAGGACUAUCAUGCCACAGGGAAUGAAUUUCCCCUGGUGGAUGAGAAACAGAGUUACACCCUCCUGUCCCUGAUUGAGGCAGAUGGUCAAACCACCAUGACCUUCUCGAGGUCCAUCCAGUCAUGUGAUGAGGAAGACUUUCACAUCACUGCUAGUCCAGUGAAGCUAAUCUAUGCCUAUGGGAAAACUGAUGACAUCGGGUACCAUUCCAAAACAAGGGGGACCAAGGAGGUGAACCUGCUCAAGUUCAUGGCCAGAUCCAGCCCCCAGGACGGCAACUAUCUGGACUUCGUUAUGGAGAAUUUUAAUGUCCCUGCUGAACAUACAUACUACAACUGCAAGGUCAUGAAGUUGCCGAAGCUCAAUGGGAAACAUCAUAUGUAUCGGGUGGAGCCGGUGAUCAAGAACCUGGACCUGGUCCACCACAUGCUUCUCUACAGCUGCCCCUCAUCUGUGAACCAGAUCAACGAGCAGCAAUGCUACACGGGAGGACCAGGGGCAGACUGCUUCAAAUUGGUGGCUGUGGGAGGACUGGCUUUCGAGCUUCCAGGAAACGCUGGCAUUCCUAUUGGAGGACAGGAUUAUGAGGAGUUCUACAGGCUGGAAAUUCACUACAACAACCCAGCCCAGGAAGCGGGCCGGAGGGAUAGCUCUGGCAUGAGGCUGUAUUACACAGAUCAGCUCCGGCAGCAUGAUGUGGGCAUCCUAGACGCAGGCCUAAUGGUGCCCAGCUGGGGCUACGUCAUCCCUCCCACCGCCUCCGCCUUCAGAAGCUACGCCGUCUGCAACACAGCCCACUUCUCAGAUAUCCUGCUUGACCCUGUCCCUGACCUCUCUGUGAUCUCAAUGACGCUGCACACUCACCUGGCUGGGAGGAAGGUGCGAGUUGGACUCUUCAGGUGA